AAGAACCCCGUCUUUUCGGCAUACUCCGCGAGAAAAAGGAGCACACCGGCUACAAAUGACGUUGCAAUCCAGACUAGCUGCGUUCAAGUUAGUUUGGGAUUGCAGCAAGUCAACGCUGUCAACGGAGGAGUCAACAGGAAACAAAUUGGAAAAAGAUGUCUUCUCCAAACGAGGCAGACGAAGAUGAGAUGGAAGAAGAAGUGGAGUUGGAAGAAGAAGUGGAGUUUGUAUCAGAAGGUCCUCUUAGACCAGUAUUGGAAUGUAUUGAUCUGCUGAGUGAUAGUGAGGAUGAGGGAUGUUCAUCAUCAGUAGUCACGCUUGAAGACAAAAUCACCCAGCACAAAGCACACGUUGUGUCUACGCUUGACAGACUUGCACACCAGGUGGCUCAAGAGAAAAAGGAAAGAGCAGCUAAAUGCAGAGCAUUCAAGGAAAAACAAAUCUUACAAAAAGCUCAUGGACAGCAGGAGUUAGCUGUUACUUCUACAAAUGGGAUCAAUCAGGAAGCAAAGCGCUGUGUAGACAUGUGGUUGAAGAUGCCAGGUCUGAAACCUGGGGUGAUCAGUGCUGGUUCAGGAAGACGGCACACACUUGCUUCUUUCCCCAGAGGUAGUUCAACAAGACACACGUGUCCAGUAAUUAACUGUGGUCGUAUUUACGACAACGUUUCCCUCCUUGAUGGGCACUUAAAAAGGUUUGAUCAUUCUCCUUGUGAUCCAGCAAUCAAUCUUCGGGGAAGUCAACCUGAUCUCUUUGCUUGUGUUGCCUGUAGUCAUCAUUAUCCAACCAAGGAAGCUUGGAGGAGACAUGUUGAGUCAAAGGUAUCCUCACCCAGUCCUGAUGGGCACAGCAUGAAUCAGACCUAUCAGCGGAUUGUGUGUUUUGCCUGCCCAGCCUGCUACCUCCUCUUCAACCUCCGAGAUGAGUGUCUUCAGCACAUGUCAGCCAAAAAUCACUUCACAGAGUCGCUCGCCAUGAAUGACAACAGAGGAGCAGCCCUACCAGUUCCUGUCCCACAGCUUGUUAAGAAUCGUCUUAUCACUCUGUGCAAGGAAGUAGCGUUCACUAUCCAAUGCUCUUUAUGUCACAAAGUACUGAUCUCACAUCAAGCAGCUCAAGCUCACUUUAAUGUGCUCUGCAGACACGGCUGUGCUGUGGCCAAAGCUGACAAAACAAUAGUGGACGUAAUGAAACGACUGCAAGUGCGAGGGCAGUGUCCUCUCUGCUCUCAAAUCUUCUUCAGCCAGGCUGAAAUAGAAAGACACAAAGAAUCGAUGCAGCACGAUGUUGAGGUCAAUCAAACAAUUGCAAAAGCACUUGUUCAAUACAGCAGUUUCAGUGAAAUUCAGUACACCCAGAGGGCAAUGGAAGCGCAGGAAAAAAGACAGUCCACUGGCCUGGAGAUAUCUUUUCAAAGAAGAAACAAGAGGAGUGAUUGUGAUGGAUCUCCAGCUAAAAGGCAGAGACUAAGUCAAACUAUGAAUGCCAGCAGUAGCAGGACUUUAGCAUGGUUCUGUGAGUGUGGUCUGCAGUUCUCGGAAGAGAGUACAGCCAGUAAGCACCUCCUGGCUGCGAACCAGAUUUUCCAUCAGUGUGGUGUAUGUGGCAAACACAUGGGAGAGUCCUCAAUCGCACGCCUGCAUAUGAGUCGUUUCCAUGGGGGAGCGCAUCUCUCCAACUUCCUGUUCUACUGCCGUAAGUGCAAACUGGAAAUGCCCCGGUAUGAAGAUAUCCUGUCUCACGUGUCUGACUCUCACAGUGGACACACCUACUUCGCUGAGCAAGAGGUCCCUGAGGGUCUUGCCACAGUUCUUGAUGCCAAGCCUUCCACGAGCAAUGAAGUAACCUUGCUCUCUGUGUCCAAAGUCCAGCAGAACAUGAUGGAGACAUGUUCUUCAACAGUGGAGUACACGUGGAUGUGCAGGAUGUGUGAAGACGUCUUCAACUCUGAAGCGGCUGUCCAAAAACACUGCAGUGACAUGAGCAGUCACAGCUUCCAGAGAUUCAUCUGUGGACACUGUCCUCAAAAAUUCUUUAAAGAAUCCACUGUGCGGAGACACUGCACGAAUGAGCAUGGCGGGCAGAUAAAGAGUUUCCAUUUCUGCGGCUUGUGCGACAGCAUGCAGUUUGAAUCUGAGGAGGAGUUCAUGGAGCACUACAAAAGCCUUCACAGUAAGGACUACUACUGUAUGGAUGAUACAGAAGUUGUUCAGCCUACUGCUGCUGAAGGAAUCCAUCAGCUUACAUGCCCAUGCAUGGGCUCAGAAAAGAGCAAAGAAGAAAUGAAAGCUACUUAUACACGAUGUAUGAAAAACCUAGCUGCUGAAGGAAAAUGCCAGUAUAUGUGUGCUCCGUGCAGCAUUUCUGUGGCAUCCUAUGCACAGAUGAAGACUCACAUCCACACAAAACACGGAGCCUUGAAUCUGGACAAGACCUUUGAUGUAGAAUGUAAAGCAUGUCAGGAAAGUUUUAAGGGUGUGCCAAGUUUCCAUAAACACUAUCAUUCCCAGCACUGUACCCUGGAACCCUGCAUGAGCUCCAGGACCUGCAGGAAGGACUCAAAAGCAGAACCCACUGCUGUAAAGAUAAUAAAUGCUGUGGAGAUCAAGCCGGAUAAUGAUGAUGAAGCGGAUGAUGAAAUAAAGCGUGUGCUGUCUCUGAGUGCAGAAGAAGCGAGAGAGUCGGCAGAGUUGGAAGAAGCCCUCAAAAGAAGUCUUCUGGAAUUCUAAGUACUUAUUAUUUUUGUGACAUGCUGUUCAUUGGAUGAAAUCUUGUGUGAUGUUUUGUACUGGGUUACUGUACUCAGAUUUAAUGAAUAAAUGUUGUCAUUUAA
Messenger RNA from Melanotaenia boesemani (Boeseman's rainbowfish), 2833 nucleotides. It is a transcript of the gene znf451, whose product is annotated as zinc finger protein 451. Gene Ontology annotation, molecular function: DNA-binding transcription factor activity, RNA polymerase II-specific; sequence-specific DNA binding. The transcript has 12 exons. Gene Ontology annotation, cellular component: nucleus. Lineage: Eukaryota; Metazoa; Chordata; Actinopteri; Atheriniformes; Melanotaeniidae. The record is from RefSeq and is a predicted model, not a curated record. Gene Ontology annotation, biological process: regulation of transcription by RNA polymerase II. Bases 156 to 2729 code for a protein of 857 amino acids.